Messenger RNA from Glarea lozoyensis ATCC 20868, 1371 nucleotides. RefSeq lists its product as uncharacterized. Gene Ontology annotation, molecular function: tRNA adenosine(64)-2'-O-ribosylphosphate transferase activity. The coding region runs from base 1 to 1371 and encodes 456 amino acids. Gene Ontology annotation, cellular component: cytoplasm. Gene Ontology annotation, biological process: charged-tRNA amino acid modification. The transcript has 2 exons. NCBI's taxonomy places the organism in Eukaryota, Fungi, Ascomycota, Leotiomycetes, Helotiales, Helotiaceae. The record is from RefSeq and is a predicted model, not a curated record.
AUGUCGAAGUCAACUCUGUCGCGUCACAUCGACGAAGCCUUCAACGCACCCGUACACCUCGCAACACCACUCCCCAUGAGCCACCCAACGGCUUCAGACCUGAUAUUCUCGGAACAGGCGAACCACAACUUCUCAAAGACUCUCGGCGAGCUGAAACGCUCCACUCUAUCGAUCCAUAACCGGCUUCGAUCAAUUGAGGAAGAUGCCGCAUUCGCAAGAAAGGUACGGGACGCCUACAAAAGACCAUUGAUCGCGAACGAGAGAUGCGGGACUGUAUUAUUGUGGACUCUACGCGUCGAGGGAAGAGUAGGUCGUCUCCUUGCUCUCCAGGACGUCGUCUUAAGCUUUCUAGGAAUGCCCGAUGCGCUCAGUAAGACAAUACCAAUAUGGUGCAGUGUCGUCAAUCGAGUCCUAUUCCCCAGCGAUACCGAGUCACACGACCUAUAUACGCCUCCACAGGUCAUCUCACCAUCCGAACACGCGCAGAUCUUCGCGCGUCUGCCAUCAUUUCAACGAGCUCUCGAAGCUUUAAAUGUGCCUCUCAUAGCAUUGCGCCAGAGCGUUACAAAACCUCUGCGACCCAUGUGGGUGACACCGGAGUCUAACAUCACACCAACCACGUCCAUCUUCGAAGACUUCCACCCUGUUAUAUGCUGUACCGUCUCAAGGCGAGUGCCAGGCGGAGAGGUUAGUGAAGGCGGUUACAUCCAAGGCGCGGGAGACGAUACUGAGAAUUGGGCUUUUGGUUUGACGCCUGUUGUGUUUUGGAAGAAUCGCGACAUUUUGCUAUCAACUCCUGAAGGGGACUUGCCGGAAUUGAUUGAGACUCUGGUCAGUCAAAAAGCUGAAGAAAAGGCGACGGGCAGCGAGAUGCGCCUUGUCAAACCUACUUCAAACCUUUUCGUAUCAUCACUAACCGGAAUUGAUGCCACAAGUGUUGGUACUGAGAUCCUGAUUAUCAAUCUGUUACCUACAGUCACAGAGUCAAGCACAUGGAAUACUUCUCCCACCAGACUUGACAUCGGCAUUGGUCCGCACAAGAUUGGAAGUCGAAAUCUGCGUGCUGCUCUACCCAGCAUCAUAGACUUCUUAAAGUCUUACUUGUCUCGUGUCGAUAUGUCAAAAGCUCGAAUUCUCGUUGCAUGCGAAAAUGGUAAAGACGCUUCCAUAGCCGUUGCGCUCGCGCUUUUGUGCUUGUUCUUUGACGAUCAGGGACGGUUGAUGAGCAAGCAUAGUACCACGCGCAUUGAUAAAGCUUUCAUUCGAAGUCGAUUGGGUUGGAUCUCUACUGCUUUGCCUGAUGGGAAUCCAAAUAGAGCUACGCUUCAGAGUGUUAAUAGCUUUUUGAUGGACCGUCCGAAACAAUUAUAA